CCACCCUAAAGAUGGCCCCGCUGGUCCCCUUGGUGUCUGGUCCCCGCACCCGGCUUUUUGCCUGCCUUCUUAGGCUGGGCACCCCACCAGCUGGCUCACUUCAGCUGCACAUAGGAGCUCAGUGUCCAGAGAAGAGCUACUAUGAGGUGCUGGUGCUGGGAGGGGGCAGUGGUGGCAUCACCAUGGCUGCCCGGAUGAAGAGGAAAGUAGGUGCAGAGAACGUGGCCAUUGUUGAGCCCAGCGAGAGACAUUACUAUCAGCCAAUCUGGACCCUGGUGGGUGCUGGUGCCAAACAGUUGUCCUCAUCUAGUCGUCCUAUGGCAAGUGUGAUCCCAUCUGGAGUAGAAUGGAUCAGAUCAAGAGUGGUUGGACUUAACCCAGACAAGAACAGCAUCCUCACAGAUAAUGGCAUGGAGAUUUCCUACAAAUACCUUAUUAUUGCUCUUGGAAUCCAGUUGCACUAUGAGAAGAUUAAAGGCCUACCAGAAGGUUUUGAUCAUCCCAAAAUAGGGUCCAAUUAUUCAGUUACAACAGUAGAGAAAACAUGGCAAGCUCUUCAGGACUUCAAGGAGGGCAAUGCCAUCUUCACCUUCCCAAACACCCCGGUGAAGUGUGCGGGAGCCCCACAGAAGAUCAUGUAUUUGUCCGAAGCCUAUUUCAGGAAGACAGGGAAGCGAUCCAAGGCCAACAUAAUUUUCAACACUUCUCUUGGAGCAAUUUUUGGGGUGAAGAAGUAUGCAGAUGCCCUUCUGGAGAUCAUUAAGGAGAGAGACCUCACCGUUAACUACAAACAAAACCUCAUUGAAGUCCGAGCUGACAAACAAGAGGCUGUUUUUGAGAACCUGGACAAACCUGGGGAGACGCAAGUGAUUUCAUAUGAAAUGCUCCAUGUCACACCCCCCAUGGGCCCACCAGAUGUCAUCAAGACGAGUCCUGUGGCCGAUGCUGCUGGCUGGGUGGAUGUGGAUAAAGAAACUCUGCAGCACAAGCGCUAUCCUAACGUGUUUGGGAUUGGGGAUUGCACUAGCCUUCCUACAUCAAAGACGGCGGCAGCAGUGGCUGCUCAAUCAGGAAUACUUGAUAGGACAAUUUCUCUGAUUAUGAAGAACCAACUACCAGUUAAGAAGUAUGAUGGCUAUACCUCGUGCCCACUGGUGACUGGUUACAAUCGUGUAAUUCUUGCUGAAUUUGAUUAUAAUGCUCAGCCACUGGAAACGUUUCCCUUCAACCAGGGCAAAGAACGGCUUUCCAUGUACAUCAUGAAGGCCGACUUCAUGCCUCUCCUCUAUUGGAAUAUGAUGCUCAGGGGCUACUGGGGAGGACCAGCCUUUCUGAGGAAGUUGUUCCAUCUGGGGAUGAGUUAA
Messenger RNA from Elephantulus edwardii (Cape elephant shrew), 1364 nucleotides. RefSeq names its product sulfide quinone reductase-like (yeast) (gene SQOR). The record is from RefSeq and is a predicted model, not a curated record. The transcript has 9 exons. NCBI's taxonomy places the organism in Eukaryota, Metazoa, Chordata, Mammalia, Macroscelidea, Macroscelididae. Bases 12 to 1364 code for a protein of 450 amino acids. Gene Ontology annotation, cellular component: mitochondrion. Gene Ontology annotation, molecular function: sulfide:quinone oxidoreductase activity; FAD binding.